This is a messenger RNA of Nylanderia fulva, 9640 nucleotides long. The record is from RefSeq and is a predicted model, not a curated record. NCBI's taxonomy places the organism in Eukaryota, Metazoa, Arthropoda, Insecta, Hymenoptera, Formicidae.
UAAUAUGCAAUUUUUUUAUUUUUUUUUAAGCGACACGACCUGGGGAAUAUCGCCUCGUCUUGUCAAGCUUGUUUAAAAGCUUCGAUCCGAUAUCAGUAUUAGCGAUACUAAUUUUUUUAGUGAGAUAGCGACAAUAAUGAGAAAAGAAGUCGGUGAUGAGUAAAUGUUAAUUAAAUUGUAAAUUAAUUAAAAUUUUAAACGUUAUGCUACGGUAUGCGCGAGAGAGAUUUCUCCUGUAAUAUCUCAUUAUAUGUUUCAUAAUACGUAUACUCCCCUCUUGCACUCUAGUAGCUCAAUAUCCAUUAAUCAAACUGUAAUGUUCAAUUUUGGGGUGUAAGAAACGAUACUGCACAUUAGAAAAUGUAAAACAAAUCCUCGUCCGUUUUUGUACGCUCAGCUUAGCGUCUGUUAAGUAUAUUAUGAUAAUUGAAACAAACGACUUUGAAAUGCAAAUCUUGUCCAACGUCUCGAAAAAAAAAAAUUGUAUAAUUAAAAAGUUAUUUACGAUUCGCAAUCGAGUUCACAUUGAGCACAAUCGACGCGUAUAAGAAAUAACAACAGGUUGCUAAAAACUGAUCUCGCAAUUCAGUAAAAAAGAAGUUUAACUCAAAGUUCACAUAGUCGAAUAUGUACGGAAAAAAUAUAUAAUCCUAUCACUCAAAUUAUGAAGUCAUUAUCUCAUUAUUGACUAUCUGUAAUUUUUCGUUACAUUUCUUUCCGAUAAGAAAUUAGUUAUUUUUGGAAAAUUUAUUGGCUUACGUAAUUUUUUAGUAAGUAAUUAUUAGUAUAAAUAUGACUAUAAAAUUGUUAAUAUGACUAUAAAUUUUCCGUCGUUUAAUUAUUAAAUGAAAUAGAAUGCGAGAUAAUUGCGAUACAAAAAACAAAUUCAAAGGUUUGUGAAUGUCAAAGACUUUACUUUUGAUGAAAUGCAUUGCUGUUCUUGUGACAUUUUUUAACAUUUUCCUGAAAUGCUAGUUUACAUAAAUUUACCAUUGUAAUUGUUUCCGCGUCAUUAAGCACAGGUACGACGAAGAGCUUUAUUUAUACACCGUAUACAAUAUGCCUAUUGACCUCAUAUAUGUAUACCAUGUUGCUUUAUAUCCACGCGAUCGUAGCGAUAUAAAUAUUUUGACAUUAAUCUUUAACAUUUUCCAUUAAAAAUCCGCGUCUAUUAAGAUUGAUUAAAGCAGCAUAGCGCGUAGAAAAGUUGUUGCACCGCAAAUCGCCUCGGGGCGGUUUUGUUAGUGGUAUUAUUAUCUUUUACUUUAUCUUUUACAUUAAUAUCAAAUACCAGAGCCAUAUUAUUUUGUAUUACUAUAGAUAUAUUAUUCUCGGUACCGAAUGUUUCGGAUAAAAAAAAAUUCAGAAAAAUUUCAAGUUAAAUAAAAAUGCGAAUUACAAAGAGUAAGGUACAUUUUUUACGCGAUUUUAUCUAAGAAAAAUAUAUGAAAAAAAUUGCUACGCUAAUUUAAUUAAAUUAAUAGAUCUGAUGUAAAAGUUUUUCUGCUCCCUUUUCUCGUUUAUUUCUUAACUUCUUUCCGUGCCGAGAGAAAAAGUACCCUGAUAAAGAGAAACAAGGUAAAGAUUCCGUAUAUCGGUAAGUCCCUAUACCUCGUGCUGUUAAUCUCAUGAGAGAGAAUUACGCUUUCUGGCUUUUGUCAAUAAAUUUCGAGCGACCGCACCCCGAAUCGAUUUUGAAGAAGUUUUGGCACGGUAACCUUUUGCGAAGUCAUCGAUUUUUAUGCGAGCGAGAUAUUCGCUCGUCUUACCCCCCUCGGGCUAUUUUUACGAUCUUUCUUCGCGGGAGUGACCCCGAAAUCUAGAUCUAAGACGCAGCUUCAGCUUAUGUCCUUACUUAAUGGUGAUUAAUAGCGUGUAUGCACGCUACUAUCAAACCGGAAGGGGGGCAAGUUUAAUCCCUAGAAUCGCGAAGAACUUUGAGCACCCGCGGUUGAGAUAUAUAUAUAUAUAUAUAUAUUAUAUCAGAUUCCUCCGCUUUUUAUUCCCCCUUAUUCGAAUCCAUUUUUAUUCGUAAUGUCUUUCCUUCAUGUGGGACUUAUGCCAAGCGCCGAGAAAUCACGCGCCAUUACCGAUGUAAAUAACAAAUACCACAAAGUGAGUUCUCUCUCUUCAACAUCACGACGAAUUUCAAUAUUCGGUUUUGUAAGAAUAUUCUGCGAAUGCAGGAAAUUACUCAAUUUUUCGAAAUGCAAAAAUAGCUUCGAAGAUAUAUAAUUUCUAUUCGAAACGUAAAAUUGAAGCGACGUUCAAUUUCCACUCAAUCGACAGUGAUUCGUAAAUAUAAUAAUAAAUAUGGAAACUCUCAUAUAUAAUAAAGAAUGAUUAUAUUAUUCGUUAUAUAAAAAGGAGAAUUACAUUUUUUUUUUUAAACAAAGCUGGAGUAUAUUACUUCGAAGGAGAAUCUCUCUCAUGCAUAUUUCGUAUUCGCGUCCCCUUUGGGCAUCAGGGACUUCGUCACCCGUUCAGUUGUAAAGACGAAAUUAAUUAUCCGAUCGGAGGGAAUAUUGAUAUAAUCGAUAAACGCGUGGCAUGUAAUUAGAACGUUAAAAAUAUCGCGCUUUAUAUUACACGUCCGUUACUAACUGAAUAGCAUACGGUUCGUUCGUACGAGGAGAUCACGUGGGAAUUAUUUCUCGUUCGAAAAAGAGAGAGAGACAGAAAAUUUGACGUGUCUCGACAGACGCGCAGAGAUCGAGAGAAGGAAGUGAAGCGAGACGCAGCGGAUCUCGAUAAAGAAAGAAAAAAAAAAGCCGCGUGACGAUGACGGGAAACGUGACGACGAUGAUGGUGUGACGUCACGGGACGCCGGAAAUAAAAGCGGAACAGGAAGCGCGGGAAAGGGAGCCGCCGCUCGCCGUCUUGUUCGGCUCUCGACAAUUUAGGCGGCGGCAGGAUCAAAGGUCAUGGCGACCCCACCGGACUCGCCGGGACCGGAAGAGGCGUUCUUCGAAUUCGAGACCUCGAGGGCGAGGCAGCAGACCACCAGGCCGGUGCCUAUCGAGGAGCUUCUGCGACAGACCAAGUUCUCCCGCCAGGAGAUCCGAGUCAUGUAUCGCGGCUUCAAGCAGGAGUGUCCCGAGGGAGUGGUGCACGAGGACUCGUUCAAGGACAUUUACGCGAAAUUCUUCCCGCACGGCAACUCCAGUCUCUACGCCCACUACGUGUUCAAGGCCUUCGACGUUAAUUGCAACGGGGCCAUCAGCUUCAGGGAUCUCCUCGUGACACUAUCGACCCUGCUGCGGGGCAGCAUUUAUGAAAAACUCAGAUGGACCUUCAAGCUGUACGAUAUAAACGGGGACGGCUGUAUCACCAGGAGCGAGCUGGGAGAAGUCGUGACAGCGGUGCACGAGUUGAUGGGGAGGAAACAUCACGCCGAGGAAGAGAGAAAGGCGAGGGAGCAACUGGACAGGGUCUUCAAGAAACUCGAUCUCAACCAGGACGGUGUUAUCACGAUCGAAGAGUUUAUCGAGAGUUGUUUGAAGGACGACGUGAUCACCCGAUCGCUGGCGAUGUUCGACUGCGCGCUUUGAUCUCCGGCUAAGGACGAGCCUCCAGCAACCACGGCAGUUAGCAACGCGACGCCGCCGACGCCGCUCUCGACGACAACGUUCUCGCAAUCCUUGUCCCCGUCGCCGCCGCCGCCGUCCUAUUCCCUGCUGCCGCCUAUCCCGCCGCCCUUGCCCUCGCAACCGCCACCCGGGUACACCGUCCAGGAUCAGGAGCUCUAUCUGCUCCUAGCCGCUCACUGGUGGAACCAACCGGAGGCGCCGCUCUUUUGUUGAAGGGCAACGCGAUAACACGGCUCCUAGAAUAGCAAUCGAGGUCUAAGUCUGUGGAAUCGGAAAAUGGACAUAUACAUACACACAAUACACACACACAUGCACACGCACAUUGUUGUCCUUAUCCUCGCAGAUCGACGCUUAGUGAAGGCUUAGUGAAGGCUCAAAAGAGAGCCGAUUCGGAGACAACACGCGAAAUAUCACAAGACCGCCGCCAUCGAGACAAUCUUGCGGAGAAAUGCGACGAUUCUGUGACGACGAGACCCCGGAUAUUUCGACAAUCGACAAUUGGCGUCAAUUUCUGGCAAGGAUCGAGUGGAGUUACGCAAUCCGAGGAGUUAAAACCUAAGGUCGUAUACUGACUGAUUAUUAAUAAGCGAGAUCAAAAUACCUGGGCUCUUUUCCAUCAGAUAUGAAGAGAACGGUGUCUAAAAAGCAUAAUCACGAAAAUAAUAAAAGUAAUGAAAAGAAAAAAUAUAAUGCGAGUUACUCGCGCAUCCCUAUCUGCGAAAUGAUCCUGCGAAGAUCCUGGAAGAAUCUGUCUUGCGGAUUCGUACCAAAUUGUAGCGUUGGCUGGAAUCUGGAAUCUCGAGUCGACGACGACGACGACGAUAUCGACAGUGAUAAAAACGGCGUUAAAGUGCAAUGCGUGGCUGUGAGUCGGAAAUGCGGCACGAAAACGAGAAUCAUAAAUCGCUACAAAUGUCGAGAAGAUAUUUGUAGGAUAUCUGGAAAAUGUCGACAUCUAAUUUCUUGGAUAACGUUAUCUGUACAAUUCUGCUUGUACGAUAGGCGUUAGAAACAAUAGGAUUAACGAAUGGAUUGCAUGACUUUGCGUUGCCAGAAACGACGCGUCUUCGUGAUCACGCGAUUUUUCAGAUCAAGCGUUUUCUCCCAUAUUUAAGUACAUCUUCUCUCGAUAAAUGCUUCGCGCGAUAGUGCUAUAAAAAAGAUAUCCCUCGUUGAGGGAUCAACAUGAAUCCCAUUAUAGGUUGUUCUACGUUUAAAAUAAAAAAAUUAAUUUGCCAACAAAUUUGAUAUACGAGUUAUCUUCUUUUUAGCGAAUUAUUUCAUUAAUUUGAACAAUUUGAAUUCUGCACAAUGCAUAAUAUAUGCGUGACUUUCAGUGUUUAUUAUUUUGCUCCACCCCAUGUAUAAUUGUUGAAUAUCCGGCAAUCUUUCUAUAUCCCCCGCAGUUUUGUUACCAUUCAUCAUGAUCGCGUGGUGGCGGCGAUUAUGUAUGUCGUGAAUAGGAACGACGAGGCAGGGCGCAUGAUUAUAUAUCAUUAUUUUCGACGUGAUGACGCGUCGAUUUCGCUCGACUAGACUGUUAGUCGCUACGAUCGUUGACGAUCAUAAAUAUCACACGUACAUAUUUUUCGUUGGUAGGUUCGUAGGUUGAUACUUCGUUGUACAUCCUUUUCUAGGUCCGAUUGAUUCCGCGCGCAAGCGUUCAAUAAUCAUAUAAAAUUCUUACAAUAAUAACAAAUCUCGAUACAUAUUUAUUCCAAAAUCGAUACGUAUAUUUAUUCAUUAAUAGAAAUUAUCAAUACGAUUUUGCUUUGUACACUUGGCUGUUACAUCGACCUAUCGCAACAAGAUAUUACCAGGAUAUCAAUCUAUAUAGUUUCUGUCUCUAGAUACUUUUCGUGCGAUGAUAGUUUUGCGAUAUUUGUCGCGUUCAAUCAUAACGUCGGUACUGAAACACUGACAAGAGAUAUUGAUCGCUUGCGAGCUCCUUAUAAGCGUUCAUAGUAUGUAACAUGUUGUAGGUGUACGUGCGUGAGAAGUAUCGAUUUUCUAAUAUAUCCGUUAUUGCGAAUCGUAGGCGUGCGAGCGUGCGAGCAUAUGUCAGACUAGCGAGUAGCAGCCUCGAGUGGCGAUUAUUAAUUAUCAAAAUCGAUUACAAUGAAAACACCAAAGAGCUACUACUGUAGUUAGCUGUUAUCUAAGUAAACAGAUAUAAUAAUAUAUAGUGCGAUUAUACAUAGUUAAGAUAAAUUCGCGAUUAAAAGAGGAAGACAGAAAAAGGAAAGAAGAAGAACAAGAAGAAGAAACAUCGCGGAUAGUUAAUAAUUGGCGUUUAUGAUCGUACAAUGGAAAAAAUUGCGUUAUUUUCCAGAAAACACUGUCUCAAUACGCUCUAUACAACACACCCGAAUGCGCACACACACACGUACCUUCUUUAAGCAAGUCCUACGUCCCCGUUGUUUCGCAUCAGACAGAUACGAGUCGUCGUUGAUCGUCGUUACAAUCUGAUCGCUCGUGAUUCACCAGCUCUGCUCCCUGAAGUCUCAGUCCCGAAGAGGAAAUCUCGUUGCUGAACGAAGGGGCGAGCACCUUCGACUAGCUGGGGAUCAAGAAUACGCCGUUGCUAAGCUACGUCUAACGCGUCUCUAUAACAACGAUUAAACCUAACGACGAAAUCGCGGUAUCCGAUCGAGCGCAGAAUAUAACGUUACUUAUAGAUUGAGUUAUGAUGGUAUAAGACAGGGAUUCGCGUACAAUAGGAUAAGUCACCGGAAACAGAAUACUUGAAUAUAUCUCUCUUGGAGAUUUAAAGAUACGAGAAGAUUUUUGUAAGAUACCAUUCAAACCAGGUUCUCUAAGGAGACAGUUUCUUUUCUCUUUCUUUUUUUUAUAGAUUUUUUUAUAUCUCUUGCGAUUCUCUUUGUACACGAUAUUCUCUUAUAUACUUCUACAUAUUAUAUACCGCACCUUGAAUUCGUAUUCAGCGAAAGCUGAAAGAAUUCUUUGAUCAUCAAACGGUCAGGAAACUAAACUUGGAACAAAGAUAUACGUAUAAUGCCGGCCAUUAAUUUGUGAACGCUUACAGAAGGAAUGAAACGAGAGAAAUUACGCAAUUAGCGAUCCUUCUAUCAGAAAGGCGCGAAAUUAAUCUACCAUAGAAAAAAAAUCACUUGAGAAACAAAAUAAAAUUUUAUAUCGGAAGUUUAAUACUCUGUGAGCUUUGUCACGUUAAUGACCGCGAUAUAAAACUCGAACGAUACGAUUAAUCGAAUUGAAAUUUAUUAGCCGUUUAAACGCUAUAUUAUGGCACGCGAUCAACAACAGUGCAAAACUGCAAAUUGCUGCGAUUAACGCCAGAAUAUAACUGAUCGUGCACUGACAGAAGAUUUAUAUUUCUUAGGAUACACACAUGUCGUGUCUUCGAAUUUAGAGCGAUCGAUCGUAAUCUUAUUGGUAAUGUCCGAACAUCGGUACGAAAAUGAUCUAUAUCCGAGUGACAGAAUCGCGUUGUUCGUUCCAGUUCGAAGAUAGCGAUAUUAUUUAUUAUAUAUAUCUUCUUACGGUCUCUCGUUGAUGUAAAUUUAUACAUAUAUAGCGUUAGCGCCACGAAGAUAUGUAUAAUCAAAGACAUUUUUCGGAAAUACCGACACUUAUAUGUCAAAUCUGCCAGCACAUUGAUCAAUUGUGCGCUGUAAAAUUUGUUACUAACUCAAGAACCUUGGUAUAAAAACAAAACCACAUGCAAACCGUGUUUUGAAAUUUUCAGCCGAACUUUUCGAGCAAACUUUUGCUAUUAUUCGCACACUAUUCCAUACCUGAAUUGAAUCGCGCGAGCACAAACAUCGGGAUAAAUUCACACUUCCCUUUGCUUUGAAAUAUUAAACUGAAUCAAUUGCGAUAAUUAAUCUCCCCCGAAGAGACAUGAAAAGGGGGAAAAAAUGAGGAGAGCUCUGUAUAGCUAGCAGUCUAGCUGAGAAGCAACCUAGUCAAUUCAUUAACGUUUAGAUCUACCGUACGAUUGUAAAACUCUUGCGUGACUUCAAAUUUAAACAAAUUGUCGAAGUAUUAUAUUAUGAUUAGAUAUUAUCGAUCACUAAGUGAAGGACACACUUUUAGCAAGCGCGGCGCGGCCAUCAGUCUUCAUCCUGUAAAUGUGCGAUAGUCACACAUCAAUACGCAUAAAAUAGUCAACAGGAUUUAUGAACGGAGCCAUCGAUAUUCGAGCAAAUUAUUUCGACCUUCGAAUUUCUACACAUUAAUUAUUAUGCCUGUUAAUUAAACAUGCAUAUAUAUCUGUAUUAUUGCAGUAUAUGAUCAUGUAUUGUCAUAAUUCUAUAACUAUACGAUAUCAUCUGUCUACAGUCUAAUUAUACUCUGUUUAUUAUUUAAAAGAUUUAAUAAGUCGUUUAAAAAUAAAUUUGUGUCAGUGAGUACAAAAUUUGAAUAUUGUGUAAAUUUUAAAUUGUCCGAUUGUAUUAUUUUUAUAGCAUUUAUCAAAAUUUUUUAUCGAUAUGUAGUAACAAUAGCGACAAGUUUUCACUUUGAUUAAUCGAAUGUAGAGAUAUAUUGAAACUCGAAAUAUCUGCAAACGGCUCCCAAAUAAUAGACUAAUAUUACUCUCGUGAAAAGGAUGUCACAGUUUUAUUACAAUAGUUAAUCGUUACGUAAUAUCACUGGUUAUUAUAUUAGAGACGAUACAAUUGUUGAGCUUGGAAGCACUUUUUUAUGGUGAAGUCUCACAGUUAGAUUUAUGAUCGAUUUUAGCGGAGAUCCUAUCUCGAACUCGGAUCUAUUGCUAUAGUGAUAAUACAGAAUACAUUAUACUACAUAGCAAAAUGCGUUAAUUAUAUUGUCUCAUACUGCCAACUGUAAAUCAUCAUUAGUAGUUUCUAAUUAAUAACAUCGAUAGAUAAUCUCUAGUUAAAGAUUACGAGCGUAGAAGAGGGGGUGGUUUCUUUCGAAAUACUUUUAAUGAAUCGUCAAAAGUUUCGCUACUCUCAAUACUUCAUUUCUAUCUAAUGCGAAUCUAAUUUUUUUCACACAUACACAAACAAACAGCACGCGCUUGCACUAAUUACUUUGAAAAAUAAAAUUGCUUUCUGCACGAAAACUUAAAAAAUAUUUAUUUGAGCUCUUUUCAUACUGUUUUCUUAGUUUUGAUUAAAUAUUUUAUGAAGAAAAAAAAUGUUUUAAAAAGCUCUCGUAAAUAUUUUGUAAAAUGAUUACGGUCGUUUUAGCAAUUUUUGAGAUACACACAAAAAGGCCGAUUAAAAAUUAUUGUAACCACCAUUGUGAUAGUAAUAGGUUUUAGUAUAAUACAAGAGACGGUAAUUUGAGGAUUGCAGCAUUUUAGUUUUAAUUUUAGUUUUAGAAACGAGGAGCAAACAUCAAAUUACAUGUCACGCACAAGGCUCAAAAUUGAAGACCGAUGUAAUAUAAACUAUUCACUGCUUUUAAAUGAAAAAAUAAGUCAUUAAUAAGAAGAUAUAUGUACUUAAUGUAAUUAUUCGCGUUCGAAAAAGACAUCAAUCGAAAGUUAAUGACAUUCAUAAUUUUCUCCAUUGAGUGUUGCAGAACAGUUUUAAUUUUUUUAUGUGUCAUAUGUAAACUUUUGAAUAUAUAAAUAAAUUGAUUUAUCAUUCUUUAAAUAUUCUUGUUUAGUCGGCACAAAUUCUAGAGAUUGAAACGUCAGCAGUGAAUAGCGGCAAUCAUCGUUACUGGAUUUAUCCAAUUCUUGCAAAGCGUGAUUGAACUCGUCACACAAAUCAACUAGUCGUGUGACGUAGACGUGUGAUACUGGACAUGUGCAAAUCACGGCUACAGCUUAAUUACUUUACCGGUGCAAACUCGUUGGAACUUUCCGAUUGUUCCGACGCGUAAAAUCGAUUCGUAAAUUCAUUUCCAAUCAAAUUCUAACGGAUAGAGGCGAAGAGUGUUCCUGUGUUAUCAUUCUAAUUAUAUCUUAAGGCGAUUAUAGAAUUACUGCGAUAAAAAAAGAUUGCAAUAAGCGAGAUAUCAUUGUAUUGUUAGUCAUUUUCCACACUGAGGUGGUAAUAUCAAUAAAUGUUAAAUAUAUCAAAUGAAAAAUC